UCGAAUAUUUUCAUUCGAAUCAUUCUGUUCAUUCCAGAAUUAUUCUGGAAUGAUGCUGGCAUAAACAUAAUAAUUCCGUUUCUACCUAAUUUUGUUUUUGCGUGUUAGCAGUUUGAAACUGUCAUUCUCUUGUUGGAAAAGUAAACAUCUUUCCAAAAUCAAAUAUUGAAAAUUCCGUGUCCUUGUUCGUGGCGUUUGUGACAAGCAAAAGUCCCUGCGGAGGCGUUUUCCAACACGUACCAGAUACCCUGGAGUGGACCUCGCGCUGGCCUACGAGAUAUUCGGUGACUGGAUGGCGGAACAAUUUUCGGUGGCCGUCAACCGAUGGGGGUGACUGUUUGUGUGGUCACCGGCAGGACGGAUCAGCUACUGGUGGUACAACGGUUGCAGACGCGGCCACACAUUGUGGUGGCGAUGCCGUGCCGGUUGGCGGCCCAUUUGACCGUGUGCAACACACAUUUGUUCCGUGCAUUACAGUUUCUAAUAGUGAACGAGGCGGACUGGAUGCUGAGCGGAAGUCUCGACAACGAUUUGAAGGCGAUUGGGCGGUUUCUGUCGGAGACGCUGGAUCAGAGGUACAUUUGUGUGUGGCCUACGAUCGGAACAUGGUGCUGAUUGAGACGCUGAGGAAGUUUAAAAGGAACACGAGGAUGCGAAUGUGCCAGGUUUUGUCGUUGACGUUGAACAAGAUCGGGUUCGAUAAAGUUUGUUUGCUUGGAUCUCUGCAACAGGAAAUCGAAGCACGUGAUAAUCUUGAUUGCCACGGAUGUGACAACUGGUGGCUUGGACAACCCGAACGUUCAACUUUUGCUAAAUCACUGAUUGCCCAAGGUUCCAAACGAGUACAUUCGCCGGGUCGGUCGCACAGCUCGAGUUCGCCGGAAUGGCCUUGUGAUUCCAAUCUUCCGAUUCUCGCGCGAUCUGGAAUUUCUGGGGGGAAAUUGAGCUCUAAUCAACACGAAGCUAACGGAACAUCUGGUGUCAAGCAUAUCUUCAUGCAGGUCAGCGUGGCGCAUGCACUCCCGGUUAUCUGGUACGCGGCAGAAAACGCCUCCGCAGGGACUUCUGCUUGCAACUAACGACGACGGAACGAACCCUCGAUGCAUAAAAACAGUUCCACAAAGGGCGAAUAUUUUAGUCAGUGGACGACGGAUCGCGUUCGCGAGGAAGGCGUCAAGUUUUGGCCCAAGAAAAAAAUGCGUGACUUUAAAAUGUGUAGGUCACGUCCCAUUACGAUCAGCUAUCUACCCAACAGAACGCCGGUUCUGCUUAAACUGGUAGAGGAUGUCGGUUGAGAUUAGCUCGCGUAAUGAUAAUAUCUGAAGUUCAGUACGAAGGCGUCACGAUCCCGAGCCAUCGAACGCAGCUACAACGCCGACCCAAUUUCCACCUGCGAGUUUUCC
Culex pipiens pallens (northern house mosquito) is the source of this 1403-nucleotide messenger RNA. Its product is annotated as probable ATP-dependent RNA helicase Dbp45A. Gene Ontology annotation, molecular function: ATP binding; nucleic acid binding. The record is from RefSeq and is a predicted model, not a curated record. NCBI's taxonomy places the organism in Eukaryota, Metazoa, Arthropoda, Insecta, Diptera, Culicidae. The coding region runs from base 325 to 615 and encodes 96 amino acids. The transcript has a single exon.